This is a messenger RNA of Cyclopterus lumpus (lumpfish), 888 nucleotides long. It is a transcript of the gene mdfi, whose product is annotated as MyoD family inhibitor. The record is from RefSeq and is a predicted model, not a curated record. The transcript is spliced from 4 exons. NCBI's taxonomy places the organism in Eukaryota, Metazoa, Chordata, Actinopteri, Perciformes, Cyclopteridae. The coding region runs from base 1 to 888 and encodes 295 amino acids.
AUGGAUGAGGAGAGGAGUGCCCCUGCCAUCUCCCCAGAGCCACCUGAUGAGGGGGAUCCCAGUAUACCAGCUCCACAACCCAAUUCACACGUAACCUCAACAGAAGAGUGCACAAACAGCUGCCCAAACCCAAAGCCCUGUCCUAGUCCAGAUGUGGCCCACACUUAUACUGAGCCCCUCAUAUUGAGGUUAAACGGCACCCCAGAAAAGUUGCUAGGCGAUGAUGGAGACAAGUGGAGCAGCAGCCUCUCACACUCGGAGCUUACAACACCCAACAAGAGCAUCAGAUCUCAACCAGCAGCCAGAUCCACGCUCAGCCACCACACCCAGCCAUGUCGGACACAGCCCAGCAGCCAACUACGCAACGGAGCCAAGCACCACACACACUCUUCUCAAACGCACUGUACGCAUUACACGCACACCCUCCAGUCCAACGGGGUCAGGAACGGAGGCCCUCAUCCUAAGCUCGGCUCCCUCCCGAGAGGCGGCUCAUCCACAUCCUCGUCUUCUUCAGCGGGACCCAAACACACCAAGAAAUUACAGUCCAACCCCUCCAUCACUUCCCAGAGCAGCAAAAGAAGCAAGAGCAGCUCCAAGAGCAAUAGCUCUCAGAUGCCCACAGAAGCACAGGACGACUGCUGUGUUCACUGUAUUCUGGCCUGCCUCUUUUGUGAGUUUCUAACUCUGUGUAACAUCGUCCUGGACUGUGCCACCUGCGGCUCCUGCGCGGGGGACGAUUCAUGUUUCUGCUGCUGCUGUGCGUCGGAGGAGUGUGGCGACUGUGAUCUGCCCUGUGACAUGGACUGUGGCAUUAUCGACGCCUGCUGUGAGUCUGCAGACUGCCUUGAGAUCUGCAUGGAGUGCUGCAGCCUUUGCUUCUCUUCCUGA